CGCUCCGGGGCGGCGCGCGCGUCUGGUGCCGCCGCGGGCUGCGUGGCGGUGCGCGCCUCCCGGUGCGCCGGGCUUCGGCCUUGGGUUUGGUUUUGUGUGUGUGUUUGGUUUUUUCUUCCCCCAGUGAUAGUUACUGUUUUCGUGAUAAGACAGAAGGCGAAACAACAGAAAUGACGAUUUCGAAGCAUUUUAAGUAACAGUUUCUGAAGUCAGAAAUUCUCUGCUUUCAGCCUGGACUAAAAAAAAAUCUCUUGAAUUGAAAAGAUAAUAAAGAAGGCAAACUCAAGGAUUCAGUAUGACACAUCUGUUCACAGUGGUUUUUACUGUACACCCCUAGCAUGGAUUUUGGGAAGCAGGAUAUGAAAACAGCUGCUUUUGAGGAGGACUGUCUGUCAGAGAAGACUGCCAGUGAUCUGGCAAGAGUAGUGCCAUCUCCCACCAGAAUAAUUGAGAAAGUCAUGCCUCUCUUACCCCCAGGCUGGGUUCACAGCACGAGUCAGUCUUCCAGCAAGCAGUUUCCACUUUCAUACAGUUCAGAAGCCAGCUGUAAGAUGGACAACAGUAGUGACUGCUCAAAUAACUUGGGCAAUGACCAAGAGUUUCAUGCAAGGCAAUUAUAUUACUUGGCCAACUCUGAUUUUUUUCCUCAAAUGUUGGCUUCCAGUGUAACCCAGACUGGUAUUCUAGAGGCCAGUAAAACCAGUGACACCUUGGAAACAUUCAAUUCUUGUCUGCUCUCUGCCUCAGAUCCUCAGAUGAGACCAGAAGCUACAACAUACAAAAGCAUAGACCAGAGUCCAGGGCAGCUGGACCAAGGGAUGAGGCAACAGAUGGAGCAACUACAAAGGCUGGUGGCUGAACAGCAGAAAAUCAUUGCAUUCUGCAAUCCAGGCUUUUCAGUUUCUCCUGGGAUACCUUCUCAUCUAGUUGCCACAAUGGCAACCCUACCAUGCUUUCCUGCUACUUUAAUCCCUGUCCCGCUCCCAUCAGAAAAUUCUUCACAAGUCCGGAGCCAAGACUGCUCACAGACUGGUCUCUUGGUAAUGCACUCUACCCUACAAAGCAGGUCCCCGCUAUUGGUGCCAAAUGAGAGCAGCUCAGAAAUCUCAGGAGAGCACAUGCAACUUUCAGAUUCAGGGACAAACACAAAGCCAUUGCUGCAGUGUGCUGGGAGUCCCACAAAAAUGCUUCCCAGACAAGAUGCUCAGGAAAAGGAUGUAAUGGAAGACAAAGCUAAUAGCCAAUUAGAAGAAAGAACUUUCCCUGAAACUAUUUCUGCAAUUGAAGAACAAGUUAAUGAGGAGUUUGCUCCUUCUCCCUUUGGCAUGAAGGUGACAUUGAAGACUAGAAGUCUGGAAGACAGGCCAGUCACACCAGGAACUGGUAUAAGACAGAAGACUUUUGAAGAAUUUGUUGAAGAACAACUUAAAGUAGACACUCAACUCAUAGAAAAACAGCAGCAGGAACAACAGAGCAAGGCAAAACUAAACCCUCGGAAGUUUUUUCUGAAACGAAGAGAAGGUAUUGCAAGGCUCAAAAAAAAUAAAGAGAACCUUUUAAAAGAACAGACAAAGCAUUCCAGAAGAGCUGAUUUUGACUGCUGGAGUCACUCCCCCUGGCCUGGCCCAGGGCGUGCAGGCAUACUGCAGCUAGGGAAAUGCCCUAAGUUAAAUCUGCCGGCCAGAAGCUCCGUGCAGAUGGGUGCACAUGAACAACAUGCAAAUUGUGCUUUAGAUAAGAGGGAAAUGAAGGCUCAGACUGAAUGUGAACCAAAAGCACUUGAGCAAAGUGCACAAGAAAGAGAAGGGAUUGUAGGAGAUGAGGAUACAAAGGGGGGUCCUACUGCCUCAUUUCAGAUAAACUGGCCUGAACUUCUGCAACGGUGUCAUGAAACAGUAACAGAAAAGAACCUACAAGUAAAUGAGGAAAGUGAAACUCAUCGUACAGAUCCUCUAGAGGAAGCAAACAGAACUGAAGGAAGACUUAUGGAAAGUACUGUGCAAAAGGAUGUAGGUGUGGUAGGCCAGCCUCUGAUGGGUGAUCUCACAGAGAGAGCGAAAAACACCUUUGAAGUCCUACAAAGGCAUUCUCCACUUCAGAAUUUAGAAGGAGGCCAAAUCAGGCAGACAGAAGGGAGUGCAGCCCCUGCAUUCAUGCAGAGUCAGAAAGGGGAUCAAAUAUGUCCUGAGGAACUUGUCACAGGGAGCCAGCGCUCAGAAAGCAAAAGAGGAGUCUGUACUGGGUUUAAUAUGGUCAAUGAUAAGAUAGUAAAAAUUGCCCUUAGCUCACCGCAGGCUGUGGAGAAGAAAAGCUCAUCCCUGGCAUUCCAGCAGGGAUGGCAAAGGAACGGCACAGCCCCCGCAACGUGCCGUGUUGCAUCUUUGUCCUGUGAGUCAAGCUUCUUAUCUUCUGACAGUGAUGGUGACCUCAAAUCUCACCAUGAUUGUUAUCCCUUGAACUAUGGGGUUCAGGAGGUAGACUGUACUGGCAGGCAUUUGGAUCUCUGUGAUGGUGAUUAUGCCAGUGAUGAGCCCAGUGGAACAGAAAAAAUGCCUGUGAAAAAGUACAGCAGAUCAACUCCAAGAAAACAAGAUGUUCAAGAGCUCUCAAGGCAACGAGGUCUGUCUCUCAGCACAAGCAGCAGUGAUUCCAGUACUGGAGUUGUCAGGCCAAAAGGGAGCAAGGCUCACUCUUCUCUUCAGCAAUCUCCAGUUCACCUCAUAAGAUGCAAAAGGAGAGGGCAUGAGCCUAAAUCAAAGAAUGAGAAUGGUGUCAGAGAUGUUAAAAGCCUGGAUGUGCCACCCUCAACAGCAGUGAGCCAGAUUCCUACUUUCAAGUUCAAAGAAACCCCUGCAGUGGAGAAACCAUGGAAAAAACUGUCUACAAACACAUUAAAAACCCAAAACAUCCUUACCAGAGGAUUAGAGGCUGUUGUAUAUCUUGGAGGAACCCCUUCACUGACUAGGAUGAAAGAAGAAGAGAAAGCAAGGCAUUUUCUCAGAACACGAACGGAUGAGUGUGAGACCAUCGGGAACCAGGAGCUGACUCACCCUUUGGAAUACAGUAAAGAGCAAAUUCAAACACUGCAGAAAGAAAAAGGUGAACGUAGUAAGUUCAAAGGAAGAUCUAGAGUCACUGGAGAAAAUGUGAAAUCAGAAGAAAUACAAAUAUUAAAGCAGCAGAUUGCAGGACUGCAGGAGGAGUUCAAGAGAAACAAGUCCUGCUGGCAUGCUGCCUACAGCAAGCUAAGAGACCAGGUAGAGAUGCUGACCAGACAGAACAUGGAGCUUCAAGAUGAGCUCAGAGUUUCAGAGCAUCAGAGGCUGAAAGUGGAAAAAAUUCAAUCACCAGGUGAUUUAAACCACCUAUCUCAGACACUUAUAUCAGGACAAAUGGUACCUCUUGCAGAAGCUAUUUUGCGAGAGACAUCAUCUUCAUCCAAACAAGAAGAAAGAUCUUGGAGAGACAGUCAUAAAAGCUACAGCAUCACCCCUGUGGGGAUGAAGACAUCUUUGCAGAAACCCUUCUUCAUAAAUAUGAAUAGCAAAGCACUAAAAAGCUCUGGGCAAAGGACUGAGUGUUUAAGAUCGGUAACAAAGGAACAUCAGGAAAAGAAAUCAUCUAAUUGCUUCCUUAGCAGAAGCACGACACCCACUGGCAGGAGAACACCUCACCAAGGAAGAGUAACACCUUUUGAGCCAGAAGAAGUUGCACAUCCGCCCUCUCCUAUGGAGAAGAGGACAGAUGAUAGAAAAUCACCUGGAGCUGUCUCACAUCCAGGUGGUUUUAAGGAGCCGAACUCAUUUUCUUAUGUAAAAGGUAGCUCAGAAGAAAUGCCCUUCUCACAUAACCAGAACGGUGACACUUGUAGCUUUACAUUCUGCAGUAACAAUGGAGAAACACAGGCAGAAGAGGAUCUUAGAAAGACAGAAAAAAUGCGUAAACCUUUGAAUAAAGUGGCUUUUGUGACCACUAACGGGAGAAAUGGCAUAAAUGCUUAUGACAGCAAAGUACUUGCAGAGAGUUCUCCUACUUUUUUGGAGGCUGAAGCAAAGAUACUGCCUCCAAAAUCAAUAUUGUCUAGAAGGUCAUUGUUACACAAGGAAAGAAGAAAAAGUGAGGAAGAUGUACAGGAAAAAACAGAGCAUCGUGAUGGAAAGGUAGAAGAGGUGCUUACUGAUGGACGUGGAAUCAUCACCUUCCGCGAUGGUACCAAAAAAGAGAUCAGUGCUGAUAAAAGGAUGACAGUGGUUAGCUUUUUCAAUGGAGAUGUAAAGAAGAUCAUGCCAGAUCAGAGGGUGAUUUAUUAUUAUGCAGAUGCACAGACAACCCACACUGCUUAUCCAAAUGGCCUGGAGGUGCUGAAGUUCCCUAAUAAUCAGAUAGAAAAACAUCAUCCUGAUGGCACACAAGAAAUUACAUUCCCAGAUCACACAGUGAAAUGCCUCUAUAGUGGUGGACUUGAGGAAACUUUUUUCCCAGAUGGUACAGUAGUAAAAGUAGAAAAGAAUGGAGAUAAAAUAAUGGUAUUCAGUAAUGGUCAGAAGGAGAUCCACACUGCACAGUUUAAGAGGUGGGAGUACCCAGAUGGCACUGUAAAGACUGUCUACUCCAAUGGCAGACAGGAAACCAAGUAUGCUUCUGGACGGGUUCGAAUCAAAGAUGAGGAGGGUAAUAUCAUUCUACGUAAGAAGUGAUUCCUCGCCUUGAAGGGCAGUGCUGUACGUAUGUGGCUCAACCCAGUUUCUCUGUGGGAUUUAAUAUAUCCACCCCUUUGACAUGUAUGGCUGUUAAUAUGGAUCUUUCCUUAUAUCCCUGAUACUUUUCUGUUCCUUGAAAUAUUUAAAGUUGCAGCAGUGAAAACUACCACUUCUGUUGAAAUAAAUUAAGGAUAAAACUCUUGAUAGACUGUGUUCUCUAUAUUUACAAAUUAACAUAAUAUGACACAAAAUAUAUAUAGAUAGAUAGAUAGCUGAGUGGAUGGAGAAUUCUUUACCUCUGUGUGCUGAGGUUAUGGAAUAAGGGGAAGGACUGGAAGGCUGAGCAUAAGGUUAUUUUGCCUAGAUUGCUUUAGAGCAUAGGGUCAAAAUCAAUGAGGAAGAUUUAAGCCUUGUGAAAAUGGAUGGAUGGAUCUGCAGGGCUAAAAUUUACUUUGGUUCAGUGACUGGUGCUUACUUUGGAGUAAACACCCCUUCCUUUUUACCUGAAUGAAAUGUCUCUUGAGUGAGACUUUAGAGAAAGACAGUCAUGCCCUCUCUGUGUAACAUUAAAAUGCAUGUGGUACUUCUCAUCAAAGUGUUUGUUCCAUGAUACUGGUCACAUUUUCCCUUUUUGUUUUUGUGCUAGUUGGUUACAAAAGUGAUUGCAAUUAAGGAGUAUGGCUUAAGAACCUCAAAUCUAUAAAGCAUUUGGGGUUCUAUGGAGGAAAAAGAUAUCAAAUCAGUGUGAAGUUUUACCAUUCUUACUGUUUCGCAUGGUAGGUCCAGUUCAUCAGUCGAAAAUAUAAUGUGAUCUUUAAUGUAAAUGCAGCUUCUUAGGGUUAAAGAGAACCAAGGUUUUCAUGGGUCAGAUCAUUCUCGGGGGAGAGCACUGUUAACUGUUGAGCAGAGGUGAACUGACUGAUCUCAGAAGAGGAUCUGGACCAGUAUCAUCUCAUUUGGGCAAAUAUAUAUUCUUUAUCAUCUCUCUUUCAAAUUAAAUGACUUCUGUCCAGUUUUCAGAAUCAUUUGCAGGAUCAAACAUUGGGCUAGACCGCAGAAGUACUUAGGAACUCUUUCCAUUAUAUUGCCAGUGCCACUACCCUUUUGUUGAAUGGCUCAGUGCCUCCAUUGCUUUCUCUGGAAUCAGAAGAUUUGAGUUGCAGUUUCCUCAGAGAGGGUAAACAGAGGAGUGCCUGAACAGAGAUGUAGUCUGGAUACCAAGUUGCAUGACACUUUCAAGGCCAAAGUAUUUUGGAGAGCUCAUAGAACUGAACUUUUGGAACGUGGAAUAAUCUAAUUAGAUAUUGGGAAAAAGAUUUUACCACGAGGGUCGUCAAAUACUGGAAAAGGCUGCCCAGAGAGGUUGUGGAAUCUCCAUCCUUGGAGGUGUUCAAGACUUGACUGGACACAGCCCUCAGUAAUCUGAUCUAAUUAGACCUGCUUUGAGUGGGGGGUUGUACUGAAUGGCAUCUGGGAGUCCCUUCCAACCUCAAUUAUUUUAUGAUUCUGUGACCAUAAUCUGAUAGUCUGUUGCAUUUGAACUAAAAAAUUAAUGUUUAUUCCAUCCUGGUCAUUAUUCCAGAUGAAACAACCCUUCCUUUUUUCCCCAGCAGACUUUCUCCCAACCUCAUCUGUGUUGUUUUGCUUUUGAAUUAACGUCCUCCACUACUGCCUUUAUUCUUCUGGUACUGUAGAAAUAUUUCUGGUCAGUGAAUCUCUCCCGCUUCAAGGCUCUUUGGAUUGCAGUUCAUACCUAGGGGAAUUAAUCAUUCAGCAGAUGCUGCUUUCAGCUGCCUUCCCCAUAGACUGUCUGUCCAUCAUAUGUCUUGAAUUUUUCGAAAGCACUGAAGCAUUUCCCCUGUAGAGCUCAGCUCAUUACCUGCCCAGUGACUGAGAAGACCAAUUAUCUCCUCAUGACCUUCAAAUUCCUUUUGCAACAAACACACUUUCAGAGCGUGCCGCUUGCCUUUUCUCACACCUGAAUGCAAAAUAACUACAAGAUUAUGGAAUUGCUCUUUCUUGUGUUCAGUUUCCAGUGGUCAGACUACCAACAAAUCAGCAUUCAAAUUACAAAACAUCUUUGGAAGUUACAGAUUUAAUAGAGUAAGAAGUGUUAUUAAUAUUGAACAUACACAUGCUGCAGUAUAUGAAUUGAAUUAUGGUGUUCUAAACAUCCAUGCAGUUUCAUGUCAGCUGGUGUGAUAACGUAAUUGCAUUGGUUUUCCUUUACGCCUGUAUAACAAAGAAAUUAUUAAUAAACCUGUGGUUGUCACUACUGUGAUAUUUAAUACAUUUUAUGUGCUUUGUAAAAGGAAACUCUAAUUAAAAAAUUCUGAGAGAUCA
This is a messenger RNA of Dromaius novaehollandiae (emu), 7043 nucleotides long. Its product is annotated as centromere protein J-like. Gene Ontology annotation, biological process: cilium assembly; centriole elongation. Gene Ontology annotation, cellular component: centriole; centrosome. Gene Ontology annotation, molecular function: tubulin binding. The record is from RefSeq and is a predicted model, not a curated record. NCBI's taxonomy places the organism in Eukaryota, Metazoa, Chordata, Aves, Casuariiformes, Dromaiidae.